Messenger RNA from Marasmius oreades (fairy-ring Marasmius), 3258 nucleotides. RefSeq lists its product as uncharacterized. NCBI's taxonomy places the organism in Eukaryota, Fungi, Basidiomycota, Agaricomycetes, Agaricales, Marasmiaceae. The transcript has 13 exons. Bases 233 to 2242 code for a protein of 669 amino acids. The record is from RefSeq and is a predicted model, not a curated record. Gene Ontology annotation, molecular function: acid phosphatase activity.
CAAAAGCGCCGGCUUAUUUGAUUUCGGAGCUUUACUGAUAGUUCAUACAUGUUGUCAUGCCAGUGUACGCAACACCCGGCUCCGAUCGAGGGCGUAACUACGAAUUGAAUUUGGCGCAGUACGGUGUAUUGGCAAAAGAUCUUUCAUGCAACUGGUUGUACAAUGUUUUCGGUGAAAGUGUCAAGGAAAAUUGUCGUAGUGUGUUUGCAUCUGGGGACUACCGGUAGGGUGGAUGAAUCUUUUUCGAAUGUGCAUCGGAGAUAAUAAAAAAGCUUCGCAAGUUGAAGGAGGAAGUGAACAGCCCCGCCAGUGCUACCGAACAGUCAAUUUUGUUUGCCCCUCAUCUUCCACCACGAUGACGAAUAGUGACACUCCUCGUGGGUACGAGUACGUCGUCGUUGACAACGACGAUGAGCACGAGCCAUUGACGCAUACCAAUCGAGAAUACGAUCCCGAGGUCGAAGCAGUAACUACAACGUCGUCCAGGCUCACAAGACGUUCUUUCUCACUUCUUCACAUCACGGGUACUUUCGCAGGGGGUAUUCUUGCUUGCAUACUCGCACAGUACGCCAUAACACGAUGCGGCAAACCUUGUGUAUCGUCAUGUUCCGAUGUCCUUGAGUCGAACAGCCAUCAGGAAGCGGCAGUCGCUCCUACGUGGGUUACGGUACACCACUUCCCACCAACAUCUCCGACCAACGCUUUCCCUAGUCUAUUCCCAACCGACGUUGGCUUUUCUGGUGGGACACCCACAGGUGCAGAACCAGCAGUCAUUGCGACUGCUCCCAGCUACCCAGUUCAAAGUGGUGCGGCACAACUCGUUGUUCCAGAGUCUUUAGGAUCGCACAAGCAUCAGUUCGACUUAUUCCAAUGGUGGGGAAACCUCUCUCCUUGGCAUAGUGUCAAAAAGGGUACAUUUGGAGUUGAAUCAGGACCAGAGGUUCCUGAUAAGUGUAGAGUCACGGGCUUACAUUUACUGCAUAGACAUGGAGCAAGGUACCCGAAUCCUAAAGAUUCUUACGGUGGACCUGCUGCCUUUGCUGGACGGCUUCAUCAAGCGGGCAGUAAAUGGAAGGCAUCUGGCGACUUGAAGUUCUUGAACGAGUGGACAUACAAAUUAGGCGAAUCAGUGCUCACGCCAUUUGGACGACAACAACUUUAUGACCUCGGGAUCUCCAUGCGCCUUAAAUACGGAUUCCUAUUACAAAACUUUACGGACACUAAUACAAUUCCAGUGUUCAGAACCGAGUCUCAGAGUCGCAUGCUUAACUCCGCUCUCAACUUUGCUGCAGGAUUCUUUGGUUAUCCAUUCGAAGGUCAAUACCAGCAGAGUAUAUCCAUUGAGGCCGCUGGAUUCAAUAGUACCCUUGUACCUCACCACUCCUGCCCGAAUGCCAACCGCGAAUCUGUGGCCGACCGUGGCAUCUUGUACGUCAAACGCUGGGUCAAGAUAUAUCUGUCGUCUGCCAAAAAACGCCUCCAGGCUCACUUGUCGGGAUACGAGCUUACCGUGGAAGAUGUGUAUACUAUGCAGCAGAUGUGCGCAUAUGAGACCGUUGCUAUCGGUUACUCUAAAUUCUGUGAAUUAUUUACUCAAGAAGAGUGGGAAGGGUUUGAUUACUCAACCGACCUAUGGUUAUGGUACAAAUCCGCGUUUGGCUCUCCGGUCGCAUGCGCUCUGGGAGCAGGCUGGAUACAGGAAUUGGUUCACCGUCUGGAACAUAAACCCGUCACUGAAAAAGAUAAUAAGUUCUCAAUGAAUUUCACACUCGACGGCGAUAUACGAACUUUCCCGGUCAACCAGAGCCUAUACGUGGAUGCCACACAUGAAGAGCUAAUUGCAAACGUCAUAACUGCGCUGAAUUUGACAAGCUUCGCGCAAGACGGGCCAUUACCGUAUGAUCAUAUUCCGAAGAACAGAAAGUUUAGAGUGUCCCAGCUAUCUCCGUUCGCGGCAAACAUCCAGUUCCAACUCUUAUCGUGCGACUCGCAACCAGGGGAGCAAAUCAGAAUCAUUAUCAAUGACGGCAUUGUCCCGCUUUCCAGUAUUCAAGGAUGUCCUACCAAUAAGGACGGUAUGUGCUCAGUGAAAGCCUUUUUGCGUGCGCAGAAGAAGUUGUUGGAUACGGUGGAUUGGGAUUGGGCUUGCUAUGGCGAUUGGGCAGUCGAAAAAGGGUCAAAAUGGGAGACCGUGACGGGUGAUCCACCUGUCAAAGGGACUACUGUACAGGAUAUUCCCUGAAGUUUAAUCUGAUUGCAGGCUCUGAGAAUCCUUCGUUCAAGUCGGACCACAAAACUGUCUUCCCGUUCCCGCCACAAUUCGCUUUUCGCUUUUCGAGCUCCCGACGUAAUUGAGGCAGUUACUUCUGAGUCGCGGAAACUCUGAUACCUAGUCCUGCAAAUUAGACACCAAUAUUUACAAUAACUAUCUAUAUGAACUAUGAUGUAAAAUCCUGAGACUUUAAAAUCUAGAAGAACUAUUCAGACUGCUUUUCAGCAGCAGCGGCAGCCUUCAUCAUAUCGGCACAUUUCUCCGCUACGACCACUGUAGGAGCCAUAGUGUGUGUGGCGAUGAUUUCAGGGAAAAUUGAGGCAUCACAGACUCGUAGUGCAUCUAUUCCAUGUACCUUCAACUCAUCAUCGACAACUCCGGGACGGUCAACUUCAUCUUCAGCUCCCAUACGGCAAGUGGAAGUAUAGUGAUAGCAAGUUCCUAGAUAUUUACGAAUGAAGCGGUCGAUGUCAGCAUCGUUUUCUGUUUCGGGGACUUGAAGGUCCUUGAGAGGAUAACCCUGGCUUCGAAUCUGUUCUCCGAGGCGUAACGAGAGGCGGACGGCUUUCCUCAUAGCCACGUAGUCAUCCGGGUUUGAAAAGUAGCCGAGAUCGACUGCGGGACGAUCGAGCGGGUUUGCUGAUGCCAAACGAACACUGCCGGAGGAUUUGGGCCUGAGAUGGGCUAUUAGGAAGGAGAACAUCCCUUCUUUGACGGUGACGGUGUUGUCUAGAGAGCAACGAUAGGCAACGGGCAUAAUUUCAAUAUCUGGAACAUUUGCCGACACGGAUGAAUCCAGUUUCGUCUUGUCGGUGUGGAUCACGGAAGAGUUUUCAUCGAGAAGCUGGGAGGGAACGAAAAGGGAUGUCUGCAUGAAAGGUAACGAGAAGGUGCCGCCACCAGUCAUGACAUAUUUAAGGAGUUCUUUGGCGGCAGCCCAGGUGCUCCUUUCGAGGAGAUGUAGAGACUCGUUGAGAGGAACCUCA